This is a messenger RNA of Perkinsus marinus ATCC 50983, 1848 nucleotides long. RefSeq names its product T complex chaperonin, putative. Bases 1 to 1749 code for a protein of 582 amino acids. Gene Ontology annotation, molecular function: ATP hydrolysis activity; ATP-dependent protein folding chaperone; ATP binding. Lineage: Eukaryota; Perkinsozoa; Perkinsida; Perkinsidae. Gene Ontology annotation, biological process: protein folding. Gene Ontology annotation, cellular component: chaperonin-containing T-complex. The record is from RefSeq and is a predicted model, not a curated record. The transcript has 18 exons.
AUGGCAUCGAUCAACGAAGGGACAAAUCUUGUUGACUCUUCGAGCGUCAUCAAAGCCUUUGAAAUCAUCUCCUCGUUGUUACCCCCGUUGGUUGCAUUUAUCUCCAGUGCUUCCAGAUGUGGGCUCCCAGUGGGCCAACUCGCCGUAGAUGAGUACGGUAACCCCUUUGUUAUCAUGCAAGAUCAAAAUGACAAGAAACGAGUCACCGGUUUGGAUGCCCAGAAGACUAACAUUCUCGCUGCACGUAGCGUCGCUGAGACCAUCCGGACUAGUCUAGGCCCUAAGGGCAUGGACAAGAUCAUCGUCGGUCCUGAUGGUGACGUCACUGUUACCAACGAUGGUGCCACUAUUCUUGAUAAGAUGCAAGUGGAAAAUCAGGUGGCCAAGCUGAUGGUGGAGCUCUCCAAAAGCCAGGACGAUGAAAUCGGUGACGGUACUACUGGUAUCGUCAUCAUCGCUGGUGCUUUGCUUGAGCAAGCAAACAAACUUCUCGAGAUGGGUAUUCAUCCUCUACGAAUUGCCGAUGGUUUUGAAAAAGCAUGUGAGGUUGCCGUGAAACGCGUGGAGGAGAUCAGCAAAGAGGUUGAUAUUUUCAAGAAUGACAACGAGGAGCUUCAUCACGCUGCUAUGACCGCCUUGGGCUCUAAGAUCGUCUCUUCGCGGCAGUCCCAGAUGGCCAAGAUUGCAACUGAUGCCGUCUUGUCUGUUGCUGAUUUGGAACGAAAGGACGUCAAUUUUGAUCUUAUCAAAGUUGAGGGUAAGGUCGGCGGUCGGCUAGAAGACACGUGUUUGGUCAACGGUAUUGUCAUUGACAAGGAGUUCUCACACCCCCAAAUGCCUAAGGAGAUUAACGACGCGAAAAUAUGCAUUCUGACGUGUCCAUUUGAACCACCGAAGCCUAAGACUAAGCAUAAGAUUGAUAUCAAGUCGGCUGAGGACUACAAGAAGUUAUAUAAAUACGAACAGAAGUAUUUUUCUGAUAUGGUGGACACCAUGUUGGCAUCAGGAGCUAACCUAGCCAUAUGCCAGUGGGGCUUCGAUGACGAGGCCAACCAUCUCUUGUAUCAGCGUAAACUCCCUGCUAUUCGUUGGGUGGGAGGUGUCGAACUUGAACUUAUCGCAAUUGCCACAGGGGGUCGCAUUGUCCCUCGAUUCUCGGAGUUGACCUCUGCUAAACUAGGUCAUGCUGGGACUGUGAAGGAGCUGAGCCUUGGUACCACUGAUAAGGAGUCGAUGAUUGUCAUUGAAGACUGUGCUAAUUCAAAAACUGUGACGGUACUGGUCCGUGGUGGUAACCAGAUGGCUGUUGACGAGGCCAAGAGAUGCUUGCACGAUGCCAUGUGCUGUGUUCGGAACCUUAUUCGUGAUAACAGGGUUGUGCCUGGGGGUGGUUGCUCUGAAAUAGCUGCUAGCAUUGCGGUUGCUGAUGCCGCGGAUAAAGAGCCUACUGUUGAGCAGUAUUCUAUGAGGGCGUUUGCUGACGCCCUAGAGACCAUUCCUAACUGCCUGAGUGAGAAUUCGGGGUUGCAGCCACUGAAGACGGUGGCUCAAGUGAGAAACCUGCAAAUAUCUACCGGCAAACCUGUGUUUGGUGUUGACUGUAUUGCCCAAGGCACGAAUGAUAUGUGGAAACAAGGAGUGUAUGAGGCUACGGCUUCUAAGGUGGAGCAGCUCAGCCUAGCCACACAGGUGGUGAAGAUGAUACUCAAGAUUGAUGAUGUGAUGUCUCCGUAUGAUUACGACCAGUAGAUGUCUUCGUCGGUGUGAGCACGUAUAUGACGCUGAUCGAGAUGAUUGCGUUUCUAGCGUUAUCCAUAUACCCUUCCCAAACAGAAGUGACCAUAGAUG